Abrus precatorius (Indian licorice) is the source of this 1879-nucleotide messenger RNA. RefSeq names its product bifunctional dTDP-4-dehydrorhamnose 3,5-epimerase/dTDP-4-dehydrorhamnose reductase. Gene Ontology annotation, cellular component: methionine adenosyltransferase complex. Gene Ontology annotation, biological process: S-adenosylmethionine biosynthetic process. The record is from RefSeq and is a predicted model, not a curated record. NCBI's taxonomy places the organism in Eukaryota, Viridiplantae, Streptophyta, Magnoliopsida, Fabales, Fabaceae. The transcript has 2 exons. The coding region runs from base 144 to 1046 and encodes 300 amino acids. Gene Ontology annotation, molecular function: methionine adenosyltransferase regulator activity.
UAACUGUCAUUAUAACUGUACAUGUAAUUGUGGUUGCUUUGAGAGGGGCAGAAGCAGAGAAGAGUGAGAAAGAAGAGAAGAGGCAGAGAUCUAGCAAUAGCAAUAGCAAAAUCAUAUCCUCUUCCCUCUCACUCCCUUCAAUCAUGGGCUUCCCAUCCAACGGCGCCUCGGCCGACAAGCCUCUCAACUUCCUCAUAUACGGCCGCACGGGCUGGAUUGGGGGCCUCCUCGGCACCCUCUGCAAAGCCCAAGGGAUCCAAUUCCAAUACGGCUCGGGCCGCCUCGAAAACCGUGCCUCGCUUGAAAACGACAUAGCUGAGGUAAAGCCCACCCACGUGUUCAACGCCGCGGGAGUGACGGGCCGCCCCAACGUCGACUGGUGCGAAUCCCACAAGGUUGAAACCAUCCGAACCAACGUGGCUGGGACCCUCACACUCGCCGACGUGUGCCACGACAAGGGCCUCAUCCUCAUCAACUACGCCACUGGUUGCAUCUUCGAGUACGAUUCCGCUCACCCCCUCGGAUCCGGAAUCGGUUUCAAGGAAGAAGACUCUCCCAAUUUCACCGGUUCCUUCUACUCCAAGACCAAAGCCAUGGUAGAGGAUCUGUUAAGGAACUACGAUAAUGUAUGCACGUUGCGGGUUAGAAUGCCUAUUUCGUCUGAUUUAUCGAACCCGCGCAAUUUCAUCACAAAGAUCACUCGAUAUGAGAAGGUUGUGGAUAUUCCGAAUUCGAUGACUAUAUUGGAUGAACUUCUUCCUAUCUCCAUUGAGAUGGCGAAGAGAAAUCUGACUGGGAUCUGGAACUUCACCAACCCUGGAGUGGUUAGUCACAAUGAAAUAUUGGAGAUGUAUAGAGAUUAUGUUGACCCUAACUUCACUUGGAAGAACUUCACUCUUGAGGAACAGGCGAAGGUGAUUGUUGCUCCCAGAAGCAACAAUGAACUUGACGCCUCCAAAUUGAAGGAGGAGUUUCCAGAACUGUUGUCUAUCAAGGACUCGCUCGUUCAGUAUGUCUUCAAGCCAAAUCAGAAGGUCAAAGGUUAAGUAUAAAGGUUAUAAUUUUUACUAUUCCCAUUCUCCUCAUUAUUUUCAGUUUGUGUGGAUGAAGCUGUGUAGAUGUUACUCUGAGUUCGUAUCCGGGUACGUGUAUUUUAUUUUUAUGUUGUAUCUUACUGAGUCAGUGAUUGAAUAAAUUAGUUGCAAGUUCGUUAGAUACGACGAGUUUUUUGUAUGCUGUCUCUCUUUUAUCAUGUUUAAAUGCUUUUGAGGUUGAGGCUUGAGCUCCUUUGCAUUCUCACUUACCAUCAAGUGAGUAUUGAUUGAUAUAGUAAAGCUGUCAACUUAACAUAGUAAACUAGUCUUUUUACAUGUACUUGAAUCAUAAGAUAUUUUAAGAGAGUGAACAAUGAUCUAGUAGGAUUGGUACUAACUGCUUGGUUGACUGCAACACGCAUGCACUUGAGUAAGUAGGGUGACCAAGAGGAACGAUGCCACUGCCUUUAAAAGUACAAAAACGAUACUGCAGGUGAAAUAACACGUUCGUUAAUUGUUCUCUUAUUUUCUGUCAUCCUAGUUUUAUUUUAUUUUUCAAUAAUCAAAUUCAAGCCUUGUAUUUUCUUUACGACCCUAACUUAAGCUUCAAGUAUUAAACUUGACUCAACUCGUUGCCUAAGAGACAACAAAGACGUUUGAGAAAGGUGUAACAUAGUUAUUCAGUGGUGAUUUUAGCUGGAAUGCAUGCAUCUUUAUUUGUAAUUUUUCUUUAGUAGCAGUAUGAACCCCCGCCCCUCCCCGCUUUUCUUUCCAGAGCAGUGCACAUAAACCAAAUGGAUUUAUUAAAUAUCGUUUAUUAUUAUUAUAUUUUGUGCUCUUCCUGC